Molecule: messenger RNA, 2518 nt
Organism: Syngnathus typhle (broad-nosed pipefish)
Lineage: Eukaryota; Metazoa; Chordata; Actinopteri; Syngnathiformes; Syngnathidae
Exons: 1
Source: RefSeq, a predicted model, not a curated record
UCAGCCGACGCCACUAAUUUCAAGACAUUCUUCAUCUGUGGACUCUUCAUUGGAGAAGCCUCCUGGCCUGGGCCAUGGGCCCGGUCCUUGGCUUAGUCCUCUUUACCCUGUCACAUACAACCCAGCGGUUCCUGGAUUAUCACAGUUGUAUCCUCCAGGGCCACAGCCACCAUGGAAUCACCGACUGCCCGUUAUUUACUACGAUUCCCCGUCACGUUUUCAGGGACACAGUAAUCCAUCAACCCCAAAACCUGUGGAUCAGCUACCAAACUAUCCUUCGUCUUCUGGACCAUCUGCGAUCCAAGGUUCUGAGUCACCUGACAGUUCUUUGUUACCCCCAAAACCUGAUAAUCCUCCAUCUCAUGGACUGCCAGGGCUUCGACCUCCCCAGCAAUCCGGUAAUCCUCCACCUGACCGCUCACCAAAGCCUUCAUUCUCUUUACCUGAUUAUCCUCCAAUGUUCCAAAUGCCUAGGAGCCUAAAUUAUCAAACUUCAGAACCACAAAGCGAGCUACCUCGUGGAUUUUAUGAUCCAAAUUUUCCGCAGAUAUCUCAGCCACAGCCUCCUGGAAAACAGAUACUAGUCCCUUUCAGACCUGGUGUGAGAGACCCAAACUUUGAGAGCUGUGACGUGCCAACAGUCCAAAGAAUCCCAUGUGGAGGAUUUGGUAUUACUGCCACUUCUUGUGAAACCAUGAGCUGCUGCUUCGAUGGCCGCAAUUGUUACUACCCAAAGUACCAGAUUACAAAGCCACAGCCUCCUGAAAAAGAGGAGCCAUUCCCUGUCAAAACUGGUGUGAGAGACCCUAACUUCGAGAGCUGUGACGUGCCAACAGUCCAAAGAAUCCCAUGUGGAGGCUUUGGUAUCACUGCCACUUCUUGUGAAACCAUGAGCUGCUGCUUCGAUGGCCGCAAUUGUUACUACCCAAAAUACCAUAUUACAAAGCCACAGCCUCCUGAAAAAGAGGAACCAUUCCCUGUCAAACCUGGUGUGAGAGACCCUAACUUCGAGAGCUGUGACGUGCCAACAGUCCAAAGAAUCCCAUGUGGAGGCUUUGGUAUUACUGCCACUUCUUGUGAAACCAUGAGCUGCUGCUUCGAUGGCCGCAAUUGUUACUACCCAAAGUACCAGAUUACAAAGCCACAGCCUCCUGAAAAAGAGGAACCAUUCCCUGUCAAACCUGGUGUGAGAGACCCUAACUUUGAGACCUGUGACGUGCCAACAGUCCAAAGAAUCCCAUGUGGAGGCUUUGGUAUUACUGCCACUUCUUGUGAAACCAUGAGCUGCUGCUUCGAUGGCCGCAAUUGUUACUACCCAAAGUACCAGAUUACAAAGCCACAGCCUCCUGAAAAAGAGGAACCAUUCCCUGUCAAACCUGGUGUGAGAGACCCUAACUUCGAGAGCUGUGACGUGCCAACAGUCCAAAGAAUCCCAUGUGGAGGCUUUGGUAUUACUGCCACUUCUUGUGAAACCAUGAGUUGCUGCUUCGAUGGCCGCAAUUGUUACCACCCAAAGUACCAGAUUACAAAGCCACAGCCUCCUGAAAAAGAGGAACCAUUCCCUGUCAAACCUGGUGUGAGAGACCCUACCUUCGAGAGCUGUGACGUGCCAACAGUCCAAAGAAUCCCAUGUGGAGGCUUUGGUAUUACUGCCACUUCUUGUGAAACCAUGAACUGCUGCUUCGAUGGCCUCAAUUGUUACUACCCAAAGUACCAGAUUACAAAGCCACAGCCUCCUGAAAAAGAGGAACCAUUCCCUGUCAAACCUGGUGUGAGAGACCCUAACUUCGAGAGCUGUGACGUGCCAACAGUCCAAAGAAUCCCAUGUGGAGGCUUUGGUAUUACUGCCACUUCUUGUGAAACCAUGAGCUGCUGCUUUGAUGGCCGCAAUUGUUACUACCCAAAGUACCAGAUUACAAAGCCACAGCCUCCUGAAAAAGAGGAACCAUUCCCUGUCAAACCUGGUGUGAGAGACCCUAACUUCGAGACCUGUGACGUGCCAACAGUCCAAAGAAUCCCAUGUGGAGGCUUUGGUAUUACUGCCACUUCUUGUGAAACCAUGAGCUGCUGCUUCGAUGGCCGCAAUUGUUACUACCCAAAGUACCAGAUUACAAAGCCACAGCCUCCUGAAAAAGAGGAACCAUUCCCUGUCAAACCCGGUGUGAGAGACCCUAACUUCGAGAGCUGUGACGUGCCAACAGUCCAAAGAAUCCCAUGUGCAGGCUUUGGUAUUACUGCCACUUCUUGUGAAACCAUGAGCUGCUGCUUUGAUGGCCGCAAUUGUUACUACCCAAAGUACCUUAUUACAAAGCCACAGCCUCCAGAAAAAGGGACACCAUUCCCUGUCAGACCUGGUGUGAGAGACCCUAACUUUGAGAGCUGUGACGUGCCAACAGUCCAAAGAAUCCCAUGUGGAGGCUUUGGUAUUACUGCCACUUCUUGUAAAACCCUGAGCUGCUGCUUCGAUGGCCGCAAUUGCUACUACCCAAAGUACCAUACUAUAAAUCCAAAGAUCAUC